UAACUACGAAGGAAACUACGGAACCAAAAAUUAGAAACUACUACAUCAAACCUUCAGUUUUCACCUUCAUCGGUGACACCUACCGGCCAUUUUUUCUCUCUCUAAAAACACCAUGAGUGCGCAGCAACGCCAUGCAUCUCUCGCUCUACGAACGUUGGAUGAAAUUCGGCAAAAAAGAGCUGCAGAAAAGCUGAAAAAAGCUUCUUCUGGAUCAGAUCUUAGCACUUCUUCUAACCCACCUGAUAAUGGUGGGAUGAGAAAAUCUGAGAGCAAUUCCAGAAUUUCUGAGAAUGACAUUGGUAGCUUAGUCGCACAACUAAACGAUCUGCAGAAGAGGAAUGCCGAAUUUGAAGAUGAGAACAAGAGACUGAGUUCCAAGCUUCAAGCAAAGGAAGUGGACUGUGAGACGCUGCAAAGUCGUCUAAAUGAUUUGGAGCAAAAUGCAGUACCAUCUUUGAGGAAAGCGCUCAGGGAUGUUGCAAUGGAGAAGGAUGCAGCAGUUGUAGCACGGGAGGAUCUCUCAGCACAGAUUCGGACACUGAAAAAGCGUUUAAAGGAGGCCGAAGAAGAACAAUACCGAGCUGAAGAAGAUGCAGCUUCUCUAAGAGCAGAACUCAAUUUGGUUCAGCAACAAGCAUUGAAUGAUUCUGCUGGUGGCAGGGCUGCUAUGGGAAGCUCACCAGAUCACUUUUCAUUGGAAAAGGAGUUAGCUAACCUGAAAUCUGAAUUAGAAAGAGAGUCAAAAUUGAGGCAUCAAGAGCAACAAAGGUUAGUAGAAGAGCAAAUCCGAGUUUCUACACUUGUGUCUGAAAAGCAGGAUUUGGAAUUGAUGCUCAUAGAUCUGAAAAAACAAACAUCAGAAGAUGUUGGCGCGAAAACGUCAUUGGAGGCAUUUACUUUGCAAGACAAGGAAAAGCUGGAGGGUCAGUUGCAUGAUAUGGCAGUUAUGGUUGAGAGGUUAGAAGGUGGGAGGCAGAAGCUUCUGCUAGAGAUUGAUUCACAAUCUUCAGAGAUAGAAAAACUCUUUGAGGAAAAUUCAAAUCUGUCAUCUGCUUAUCACGAGGCUGUGGGGAUGGCAUCACACUGGGAGACUCAGGUCAAAGAAUGUCUCAAGCAAAAUGAAGAGCUCCGUGGAAUGCUAGACAAGUUGAGAACCGAACAGAUCAAUAAUAUGUCACCAAAUGGGGGGAAGAUGAUUGACGACUCAUCCACAACUGAGUAUGGGAAACGUGAUACUGGAUCAGCUGAUUACACAGAUGAGUUUUUGAACCUCAAGGGUCAACUACUCAAGGAACAAAGCAGGGCAGAGGGUUUAGCUGCAGAAGUCAAUCAGCUUUCUUUGCAACUGCAACAAACAAUACGAGCAUAUAACGGUCUUGCACGCGUCUACAAACCAGUAUUGCGAAAUAUUGAGAGCGAUCUAACGAAGAUAAAGCAUGACGGAGCACUCCUUGUGAAGUGAUACAGCAAAAUGCGUCCUCCAUAUGUUGUAUUUCCUGUUGCAGUGAAAAUGUACAAUUGACAACAAAAAUAGAAUUGAGAUAUUGAUGUACUUGGAGAGUUUCUUAUGUUUUACAUCAUGUUUUUAACGUGUUCUUUCCUGGAACUACAUUGUUGUGUAUUUGUGGUAUAGUAUUACAGAAAGAAACAAUGGAAUUGGUAGAUUUCUCUUU
Messenger RNA from Beta vulgaris subsp. vulgaris (sugar beet), 1673 nucleotides. RefSeq lists its product as uncharacterized. Bases 113 to 1462 code for a protein of 449 amino acids. The record is from RefSeq and is a predicted model, not a curated record. NCBI's taxonomy places the organism in Eukaryota, Viridiplantae, Streptophyta, Magnoliopsida, Caryophyllales, Amaranthaceae. The transcript has 15 exons.